Messenger RNA from Daldinia decipiens, 1174 nucleotides. RefSeq lists its product as uncharacterized. The record is from RefSeq and is a predicted model, not a curated record. The coding region runs from base 1 to 888 and encodes 295 amino acids. The transcript has a single exon. NCBI's taxonomy places the organism in Eukaryota, Fungi, Ascomycota, Sordariomycetes, Xylariales, Hypoxylaceae.
AUGUCCUCUCUUUUAGGCCCAGUCACAACUUUCCAAGUAGGCGAUGUCAUCUACGGCUUGGCGCCUUGGUUGCUCGUCUCAGCUGCAGAUGUUAUUGUCCAGUUUGAAAGUAAUGGAUUUCUCAACUCCACAACUCGCUGGGUCCUGUUCAUGGCGACCCUCUGGACCGUUCGUACGAGAUUAUACCCUACAAUACGUCGCCGUCGAGACUACUGGUUUAGAGACUUAUGCGGUCAUAUUCUAUUCGCUUCUUUUGAUGCAUUCGCACUCACGAUGGCUGAUUAUCGUUUCUUUACCAGCAACUGGUGGGAGGCCGUCAAGGCACUUGUGAUCGCCUUGACGUACUUUAAAAUUUAUUGUACCAUCGAACAGGGCCCUACCUUCCCUGAGCCUUUCACAUCACAGUCUGGGGAUAACCCCGCUCGCACUCUACCACCAACUCCGACCCCUUUUCCCGCCCCUUUUCCUGCCCCUACCGGCGUCCCGGUUCCAGCACCAGCACCAGCACCAGCACCAGCACCAGCUCCUGGCCCUGCUCCCGCACCUGUUCCCGCACCCGCUCCGGCGCCUGCACCGGCUCCGGCCCCUACCCCCGCUCCUGCUCCUGCUCCAGGGCCCCAGCCUCGACCCCGAAUUCGAAAGCAAGUCGGACCCCAGGGUCAAAAUCAAUCACGAACUUGGGGUCAGCACCAAGUACAAUACCAGGGCCAGGGGCAACCUAAGUUUCAACCUCAAGGCCAGUCCCAAGCCCAAAACCCGGCACAGCCCAUUCAAUGGGUAGCGGCCGGGCCGACGACAAAGGGCCAGCCAGAGAUGAAACAAGUUCCGUCCAACGGCGGAUCGUUUUCUGCUCGCGCGAUACACACCCUAACGCCUUCGUCAAAGUAAUUAUUAGUGCUUGAGAGCUAGAGGGAUAUAUGAGUCCCCUGAAGUCUUUUCCUUCGUACAGGAGUUAUCUAAGUAUGGAAAAAUAGUUUGAAAAGAAACAAAAAAAAAAGAGAAAAACGAAAGAAAAGGAAAGAAAAGGAAAGAAAAAAAAAUCCCCUGUAUUAAAGUAGAUCAGUAAUAUACUUGAAUUUGUCUUGAUAAAAAGUCCUUGCCCGAUUUAACUCUGCUUCACUUGAUUAAACGCUAUAUAUUGUUAACCUGACUGAUGUAAAUGGUUACGCCUCAG